AUGUAUUCUCCAGACGAUCAUCGCAAGUCCGCAAGGCUAUAUAAUCCUCAGCUACCGUCACUUUUCCAUGGGCCCGCUGAACCUCCUCCACAGCAAGACCUUGAUCCUUCCAACCUCACCGACCAACCAGAGUCUUUCAGUCCUAUCUUCGAAGAAGGAGAGAAUAAUAGCAACACCGAUUCUACUGAUCCCACUUAUCCCGCCAACAAUACCAAUAUGGACUUCUCGUACCCACGCAUGCAAAACACCCCUAUCUUGGACGACCAUCCGGGACUAGAUUUCGACAGAGACAGAAUGGCGCCUUACGAGCCAUUUGCUGUGAGUCCUGCUCUCGCCAACGACUUUGGGGCUUUGAAUCCAAUCAACUAUGGCAACAUGGGCCAGCAUAACACCAACACAAACUCGGCGGGCUCGCUGGGGCUGAACCUGGGGAAUCUUUCCUCCUCCCAAGGUCUAGCCUUGAAUCACCGCUCCUCCCAGCAAAAACAGCCGCAGUCACUCAACGGGUCCAUGGGACGUACGUUGAAUGCGAUGCCUUCCUACGGAAGCUCUCAGUACAUCUCAGGCAACUAUACGGGUAUCAAGAAGUGGAACGAUGAGGACUCACAAAGCUCUCUUGGGAACUCGUACCAGGAGAGCACAGCAACGACCCCUAGCCAUAUAGCCAACAAACCGCAGCCGGUCAGAGCGAAGUCAGCUCAUAAUUUGAUUGAGCAGCGGUACAGAAACAAGAUCAACGAUCGCUUCACGGCGCUCCAGAUGCUGGUCCCCACGCUUCGUGUGAUUGCAAAGAAAGCGCAUAAGCACCGUUCAGGCUCGGUAGGUUCCCGUGAAGAAGACGAGGAGGACGAGGAAGAUAUGAGUUCUCCGCCUUUCGACCAUGACGAGGACCUCGAAGGGUUGGAACCAGCAAGAAAGCUCAACAAGGGCACAAUAUUGGCCAAAUCAAUCGAGUACAUCAAGUUCCUCGAGCGCAAAAACGAAAGAAUAAAGAUGGAACACCGCGAGCUUGUGGAAAGAGCGAGGAUGAUGGGCAUUCAGCUUGAUGAGAGCUUGUUAGACGGGCGCUAA
Molecule: messenger RNA, 1071 nt
Organism: Candidozyma auris
Lineage: Eukaryota; Fungi; Ascomycota; Pichiomycetes; Serinales; Metschnikowiaceae
Gene: HMS1
Product: Hms1p
Exons: 1
Coding region: 1-1071 (356 amino acids)
Molecular function (GO): protein dimerization activity
Source: RefSeq, a predicted model, not a curated record